Suillus fuscotomentosus is the source of this 231-nucleotide messenger RNA. RefSeq lists its product as uncharacterized. Lineage: Eukaryota; Fungi; Basidiomycota; Agaricomycetes; Boletales; Suillaceae. The record is from RefSeq and is a predicted model, not a curated record. Gene Ontology annotation, cellular component: Smc5-Smc6 complex; nucleus; site of double-strand break. Gene Ontology annotation, molecular function: ATP hydrolysis activity; single-stranded DNA binding; damaged DNA binding. Gene Ontology annotation, biological process: double-strand break repair via homologous recombination. The transcript is spliced from 2 exons. The annotation marks the transcript as partial.
GGUGUCGCAGAGCAUGGAAUAAUUGAGUCCAUUGAGAUGCACCAUUUCAUGUGCCACAAACGACUUACUUUCACGUUUGGACCUCAGAUUAAUUUCAUUAUCGGUGAGUGUCACUUCGAGUAUGGAAAGAGCGCCGUCCUGUCUGCGAUCACCAUUGCACUUGGAGGAAAAGCAAACUCGACAGGACGCGGCAGCGGCCUGAAAUCUUUCAUUCGUGAAGGCCAACAGUAA